CUCAAAAGUACAAGAGAACUCAUACUUAGUAAGGAUUCCAACUCCUGUCAUAGUUUAAACCGGUGUGGUCGUGAUCAUAUAUAUAUAGUACUAGAAUAUGGCCGGUCCAGGAUCAUCGCCAUGUGCAUCGUGUAAGCUUCUUCGACGACGCUGUGCAAAAGACUGCAUCUUUGCACCUUAUUUUCCUCCUGACGAUCCUCACAAAUUCGCCAUUGUUCAUAAGGUCUUUGGAGCAAGUAACGUUAGCAAAAUGUUGCAGGAGCUACCGGUUCAUCAAAGAGCUGACGCAGUGAAUAGUCUAGUUUUCGAGGCAAACGCACGAGUGAGAGAUCCAGUAUAUGGAUGCGUAGGAGCAAUCUCCUACUUACAAAACCAAGUCUCGCAGCUUCAGAUGCAACUAGCAGUGGCUCAAGCCGAGAUUCUUUGCAUUCAGAUGCAAAACGAGCCAACCUUACAGUCUCAUCAUCAAGUUCUUGAACUAGACCAAGACCACAAGGCUCUCUUGCUACAAAACAACAACAACAACAUCAGUAACUGCAACAACAACAACAACAACAAUAACAACUUAGGUUAUGCCAUGUCUUCCGGGCAGUUCAACUCUAACUUUGCAUCUCCAAGCAGCAUAAUGCAAAUGCAGAUGCAAAUGCAAAUGCAAGACCCUCUUAAGCAAGAAUCUCUUUGGACUUAAAUUCAAUAAAAUUAAUUUUCGUUGGUUAAAACAAAAAGGCUCAGUGAAGUUUCGACAAGUUUUACUUCUUGGCUAUGUUGAAAAAAGAGAAUAUGGGAACAGGUUUCGUGUAAGGAAAGUAGUAUAAGUCAAAAGCUUAAAUGCAUGCAUGUGAUGGUCAUGAGAUGUGUAGUUAUUAGAAGCUUUAGGAUUAGAGAUCUGUUUUUUUUUUUUUUCUCUUAAUUUGGUUUCGCACUUCUCAUUUUUCUUUUCCCAUCGUUUGAACAGUGAAAAUUAGAUCUAAUUCCAAUCCCAAUUUU
This is a messenger RNA of Capsella rubella, 987 nucleotides long. Its product is annotated as LOB domain-containing protein 12. The coding region runs from base 98 to 688 and encodes 196 amino acids. The transcript is spliced from 2 exons. The record is from RefSeq and is a predicted model, not a curated record. NCBI's taxonomy places the organism in Eukaryota, Viridiplantae, Streptophyta, Magnoliopsida, Brassicales, Brassicaceae.